AAGUUUACUCCCUGCCCGUGAUUCAGUCCGGUGUUUAUAAAUGAGUUGAUCUCUGUUUCUCUAGGCACACAUGUUCCAAAUUCUUUCGAUGUACAAUGCCCUUGAUACUAUCACCAUCUUCAUAUCCCUACCGCCUAGAUACCAUCGAACCCUGAUACUAGAGCAAACAUGCCAUUAGAAAGCCAGACUCCUCCGCCCAGUGACCAUACCAGAGAACCAUACAGCAUCUUUGAUAAAAGGCAGAAAUGGUUGAUCGUACUAAUUACCUCAACUGCUGCCACAUUUUCUGGCUUUGCGUCCAACAUCUACUUCCCUGCGCUCUCGACGAUUGCGCACGACUUGGAAGUCUCUCUAGAGCUCAUCAACCUUACCGUGACAUCUUACUUGAUUUUCCAGGGGAUUACGCCUAGCUUCUGGGGCCCACUCUCUGAUGCUAAAGGGCGUCGGAUUACCUAUUGUUUUACCUUUCUGGUGUUUCUGGGUGCAUGCGUCGGCUUGGCAGAAUCCAGGAAUUAUGCUACCGUCAUUGUGCUCCGGAGUCUUCAAAGCGCCGGUAGCGCCAGUACGAUAGCCAUCGGAGCAGCCGUCAUCGGAGACAUUACCACUCGCGAGGAACGUGGGGGCUUCAUGGGCGUGUUCCAAGCCGGAUUACUCGCCCCCGUUGCAAUUGGACCCGUCAUUGGAGGCGCUCUGACUACGCUGGGCUGGCGAGCCAUAUUCUGGUUCCUAACAACAUACAGCGCCGUAUUUCUUGUACUAUUGACCAUUCUCUUGCCGGAGACUCUUCGGUCGGCCGUGUCAAAUGGAAGUGUGCGCCCGUCCAAUCUCAUAGCCAGGUUUCCCCUAAUUAUAUAUCAAAAGACCACCAAAGUAGAGUUUAGCCCACAAACUGGACACGUCGCCAAAACAAAUCGUAUCGACUUGACAGGGCCAUUUCGUAUACUAUUCAGUAAACAAGCGGCCCCUAUAAUUGUCUUCCUCGGUAUAUAUUACGCUGUUUGGCAGAUGACGAUUACAGCCAUGUCCACCCUUUUCCAAAGCGACUACGAUCUUACCGAAACCCAAGUUGGGGUGACGUAUAUUGCUAAUGGAGUUGGGUCCAUAGUUGGAACUCUUAUCACGGGAAGAAUUCUAGAUGCAGAUUACCGCCGCGUGAAGGACAAGCACGAAUCACGCGCUCGUGAGGACGGUGCCGACAAUGCUACGUUUCCACUUGAGAAGGCUCGGCUGCGUCUCGUUCCUAUUUUCGCUGCUCUUCAGUGUGCUUCAGUUCUGAUUUUUGGCUGGACGAUCCAAUAUUCCAAGCGAGUACACAUCGCCGUGCCCAUCAUCACCACUUUUUUCACGGGCUGGGCACUUGUAUCGACACAAUCCGUGAUCAUGACAUAUAUGGUCGAUAUCUUCCCUGACCAGAAAGCCGCUGCGAGUGCUAGCAUGAACUUGGCUAGAUGUCUUCUCGCGGCGGGCGGCACUAGCAUUGUCAUGCCUCUCAUCAAUGCUGUCGGCUCGGGAUGGACCUUCACGAUCACUGUUGCAGCGUUGCUCGUCGCAUUGGUCGGAAUAGGCGUACAGUGGCAGUACGGUAAGAAGUGGAGGAUGGAAGCAGAAGCAAAGAAGAAGUUAGAGAAUACAAGGGCCCAUUGAAGGAGCGCAGAUUAUUUAAUGACCUACGUACGCUAGGUAACUAGGCUAGGGGACCCGGGAUUGUCACGGAAUACAAUUAGAGCUGUUAGAACAGCAUCUCCUCAACGCAUGACCAAAAUGGCUGUUACCAGGCUUCAUAUAGACGAGAUUAUUACUAAUUAUCAUAGAAAUCUAAAUAGACUAAUACAAUAAGUUAAUAUCA
Xylaria bambusicola is the source of this 1846-nucleotide messenger RNA. RefSeq names its product major facilitator superfamily domain-containing protein. The coding region runs from base 169 to 1644 and encodes 491 amino acids. NCBI's taxonomy places the organism in Eukaryota, Fungi, Ascomycota, Sordariomycetes, Xylariales, Xylariaceae. Gene Ontology annotation, molecular function: transmembrane transporter activity. The record is from RefSeq and is a predicted model, not a curated record. Gene Ontology annotation, biological process: transmembrane transport. The transcript has 2 exons.